This is a messenger RNA of Caenorhabditis briggsae, 1371 nucleotides long. Bases 1 to 1371 code for a protein of 456 amino acids. Lineage: Eukaryota; Metazoa; Nematoda; Chromadorea; Rhabditida; Rhabditidae. The record is from RefSeq and is a predicted model, not a curated record. The transcript is spliced from 7 exons.
AUGAGUGGAAAUCUCCCAACUUCCAUGGAUGUUGAUAAACCCGAAGAUUCUGGGAUUCAAGAUCCUAAGACGACUCCUAAGGCAGAAAUGCUGAAAGAUAAGGCAGCAAAAGCAACUGCAAAGGCUACAAUUGCAAGAGCUUACUAUGAGAAUGAGAAGAUAUUAAUUGGAAAGAGACAAAGCGCAUAUCAAGAUAGAAAAAAGAAGAAGGAUAUUGUGAAGACGCAACGUGCAAAGUUGAUGAGGCUACAUCGAGCUGAGCGAGACAGGAAGAAUAAAUUGAAAGAUGACGCCGAUGACCUUCGAGAAAAAGAAGACUUGUAUUGUUUCAAGUGCAAGAUAAAGACGAAUACGCUUGAUGUUCAAUCGAUGUUGACAAAGAACAGCAGAGCAAUGAUAAAGGGGAAGUGUGAAGAUUGUAGCACAACAAAGUGUAAAAUAAUUUCCAAAGAAGUGAAAAGUGGUGGAUCAACGAAGGAUCUGCCAGAGCCAGAGGAUUCCAAGGAUUCAAAGGAUAGAAUCCUUUUAGAAAAAACAUAUUAUUCUCCUAAAACAGGUUUCUGUGGUAUCAAUGAGCUCUCAAGAGUAGCAAAGGUGUCGCAGAAAAAAGCUAAAGAGUUUCUCGAUGAGCAAGAUGUUUACACUCUUCACAAGCCAGCACGUAAGAAUUUCAAGAGUCAAAGAGUUUACGUUAGUGGAAUAGAUGAUCAAUGGCAAUCUGAUUUAGUAGAAAUGAUUCCUUAUGCCUCGGAGAAUCAUGAUUUCAAAAAUUUUGGAUCGCCUCUUCCUUCUUCUACUGAAAAUGUGCAUCCUGCACCCUGCUCACCACCGAACAAAUCAACAGAAACAUUUGAGUUCAAGACACCGUCUCGCGCUCGUAGCGCUCUCAGUUCACCAAUGAAUAAUUUCUUAAACGGAGGCGACAAUGAUUCUCCAACUUCGCGACCGGCCUCUCGUCUCAUGCAGCGACUCGAGCAGAAGGGAACAAUCCGCAGAGACGAUGAGAUAAUAUCGCAGGAAAUCAGACGCGUUGCAGAAACUAAUCUCUCUCGCAGUCCUUCUUUGGCGUCGCUUCGAGGAUCCAUUCAGAAUCUUUCUAUACGUGGAAGUCAUUUGAAUUUGGCAGGUACUUCAGGAGAGUUGCCUCCAAAUCUCACAAAAUUCGCUAGUGUGAAUUCUCCGGCCCGUCAAUCCUUGUCAGCUAUGGAGAAAACUACAGAUCGUCAAGCAGCGGUCCUUGAAAGACUUGGGCGUCUUCGCGAAUCGCUUCACGCGGGAAAGAACUACACUCCACCCCGCAGCGGAUUCUCAUCAUCACGUAUAACAACUCCUGCUCAGACACCGCCGAUUUCACCUCGUCCAGUUUCGUAG